This is a messenger RNA of Archocentrus centrarchus (flier cichlid), 2932 nucleotides long. Its product is annotated as rhodopsin kinase grk7-b-like. The transcript has 4 exons. Gene Ontology annotation, cellular component: cytoplasm. Gene Ontology annotation, biological process: regulation of signal transduction; protein phosphorylation; signal transduction. The record is from RefSeq and is a predicted model, not a curated record. Lineage: Eukaryota; Metazoa; Chordata; Actinopteri; Cichliformes; Cichlidae. The coding region runs from base 130 to 1764 and encodes 544 amino acids. Gene Ontology annotation, molecular function: ATP binding; rhodopsin kinase activity.
UUUAAGGGCAAACAGGUAUGGGAUGCUCAGGAUGCAGAUGCUCAGUCAAGCGUAGAACUUGCAGAUGGGUUAACACCAGUGUUUUUAGCUCAUCUGCUGCCCGCUGGGGUGCCAUAGGAUACAUCCAGCAUGGGUGACCUGCUAGGAAUAGAUAACUUGGUGGCCAACACCACCUACCUGAAGGCCCAGCAGAUCAAUCACAAUGAGCUGAAAAAAAGGAGACUCUCUCUCGCACUGCCAAAGCCAAAGGCCUCUGCUCUCCAGACAGCAGAAGGAGAGGGAUAUGAGUCACUUUGUGAGCUACAGCCUAUCGGGAGGAAGUUGUUCCAACAGUUUCUCUUGACCUCCAUUGAUCCGUAUGUGGCCGCUGCCGAGUUCCUAGAAGAGCUGAGCAGGUGGCGUUUUGCUGAAGAUGAAAAAAGAGAAAAAGCCAAACAGACGAUCCUCACCAAAUUCUGUCAGCCUCAGUCUAGGAGAUUCCUCUCCUACCUCACAGGAGAGGAAGCUGAAAUCUGCAAGGAUUUAUCAGACAGUAACUUUGAUGAGGUGAUUUUUGACCAGCUGAGAGAAGCCACAAGGGAGUUCUUGAAGGGAAAACCUUUCUUGGGGUACCUGAAAAGCCCGUUCUUUUACAGGUUUCUGCAGUGGAAGGAGUACGAAAAGCAGAAGAUCACUAACAAAUACUUUUAUGAGUUCAGGACUUUGGGAAAAGGUGGCUUUGGUGAGGUGUGCGCGGUGCAGGUGAAGCACACAGGUCAGAUGUACGCCUGCAAGAAGCUGGAUAAGAGGCGUUUAAAGAAGAAAGGUGGUGAGAGAAUGGCCCUCCUGGAGAAGCAGAUUCUGGAGAAGGUCAACAGCCUCUUCAUUGUUAACCUGGCUUACGCUUACGACAGCAGCACCCACCUGUGCCUGGUCAUGGACCUGAUGACUGGAGGAGACCUCAAGUUUCACAUCUAUGACUUAGGGCGGAGAGGCAUCCGCAUGGAGCGUGUUGUUUACUACACGGCCCAAAUAACCACGGGCCUCCUGCAUUUGCACAAUAUGAGCAUUGUGUACCGAGACAUGAAGCCUGAAAAUGUGCUGUUAGAUGGUAAAGGACAGUGCCGCCUGUCAGACCUUGGAUUGGCUGUCGAGCUGCCAAAGGGCAAAAUGAACUGCCAGAAGGCUGGUACGACUGGCUACAUGGCUCCUGAGGUACUGAAGCAGGAAUACUACCGCUACUCUGUGGACUGGUGGUCCUUGGGGUGCAGCAUUUAUGAGAUGGUGGCUGCCCGCUUGCCUUUUAGAGACUUCAGAGAAAAGGUGCAGACUGCUGAGGUGACUCGCCGCACCCUGGAGGACGAGUGCAAGUUUGAACACAAAUGCUUCGAUGCUCCCACCAAAGAUAUUAUCAGCGGCUUUCUCAAGAAGAGGGUGGGCCGUCGCUUGGGAUGCCGCGGGGAUGACCCACGAAGCCAUGAGUUUUUCAAAAGCAUCAACUUCCAUCGACUGGACGUGGGCCUGCUGGAGCCCCCCUGGGUGCCAAAGCCUAAUGUGGUCUAUGCCAAAGAUGUGGACGAGUUCAAGGACACCUCUGAGAUCAAGGACGUCAAAUUUGACACCAAGGAUGAGAAGUUUUUCAAGGAGUUCAGCACAGGGGCCGUUUCCGUGCAGUGGCAGAAGGAGAUGAUUGACAGCGGCCUGUUUGAGGAGCUAAACAACGGCAGCGUGAGCCAACACAACUGUGAGACUGCGUGGAAAACCAGGCUGUGCAUCGUUUUGUAAGCACCCCCCCCCCAAUACGAUCGAUGUGUGCAGGAGGAAUUCUGAAUAGUUGAAAACGCACAAAUGUCCUUAAAUUCAAGUGCCUUCAAUUAUGUGCCUCAGAAAGCUAUCUAAGCAUGCCUUUUUCCUUAGCCUCAGUAUAUUUCCCCACAUAAAUAAUUUCAUUAUGCUGCCACAGCCAAACAUAAUAGGACAUUAGUAGCUGCAGUAAAAUAAACUCAGUAUUAAUGCCCAGAUGGAAAACAUGCUGACAUUGUACUGCAGCUGCGGCUUUAUACUUUGCCCUCUAUUCCUGGUGAGACAGCAGAUCCCAGUGCAUUCAUAGUUUCCAUUACAUCACUCAGCCAUUUUUGGCAGGCAAGUGUUUACACGUGUUUGUAAACAAGCUUCAUAACUGUUGUGUGUCACUGACCAGUGGCGGUGUUAUCAUCGGCGUUUGCGCUAAUGUGCCACCUUUUCUAAUAGCGACCCACAUUUCACACGAGGACUCUGAAGGGGCCUUUUUCUCACGAGGGAGGACGAGCUCCUGCAGCCUCGCGCUGAUGAAGUCUCUCAGUGCACCACUGAGUGCCGCCAGACACUAACGGAGCUCGCUCAACCUCCCGCGGCACUCAUCAUCAUCAUCCCCAUUAUCCCAUGCUGCUCUGGUAUUUACAAGCACUGGAUGACUCUUUCACUAAUUUUAACGAGGGACGGAGGGAGACAAAUUGUCGUAGACGCACAUAGUUUUUUCCACUUGAAAACAUGUUAACAUAGAUUUUCUGGCACUAACAAGCCAAUGCCAGACCCCUUUACAACCCCCUUCAAAUCAUUCUUUGUUUAGCACCAACCCAAACUACUUAGUGCACAGCAACAACAACAAAAAAAAACAUGCUGUUUAUGAAAACCUUUCACACACGAGUUGCCAUUGUGGAUCCAUAGUUUCCCCUGAUUCAUGACUAAAUUCUCAGGUUGCAGUAAAUCCACAGGCUGUUGCUGCUAAUCAGUAGUUGCAGAAUCUGCAGAUUUUAGGCAUUUUUGCCUUUAUUUUUGGAUUCAUUUUUACUUUUAAAUAAAUGUGCACUUUAAUUUCACUAGUGCCACAUAAUGAAAAACAUGUUUUGUAAUGCAUCUCUGAACCCAGAAAUGUGCUUUUUAUGCAGAUUAAGUUAUGUGUUCUUAUAUUUUC